Molecule: messenger RNA, 7809 nt
Organism: Prorocentrum cordatum
Lineage: Eukaryota; Dinophyceae; Prorocentrales; Prorocentraceae
Source: the annotation of a GenBank genome assembly
AUGAGGAAAGUGGGCAAACGCGCUGCUGGCGACGCGCGCGGGGCGGCCGCCUGCGCCCGUCGCAGCGCCACGGACCCGCAGCCGAAGCCGCGGGAGAACCGGGGUGCCGCCCUUUGCGCUGCCAGCGGCCCGGCCAGGGAACCCAGCCUCAGCCGCGCCCCGAGCAGCGCCGCGGACCAGCAGUCGCAGCCGCGUGAGAACUGGGGUGCCGCCCGCUGCGCUGCCAACGGCCCGGCCAGGGUGCCCAGCCACAGCCGCUUGUGCGCCGCCCGCGCGGGCGCCGAUCCGCAGCUGCAGGGCCAGAAGCGGCGCGCCGCCCGCGGGGCCACGAACUUCCGCGGCGGUGGUAAGAGGCGCUUGCGGGGUUGCGGGCGCGUGCCCGUCGUCGACCCGCCCCUGGUGCUCGCAAUUGAGGACAGCCCUAUGCCCCCUGACGCCGUGGCUCUCGCGGAGCCUUCGGCCCAGGCAGACGCGACGCUCUCGAGAUUCUGUUUGCCGCUGACAGAGCCCGCCGCCUUCGCGUUCAACGCCGCCGAAAUGUGCGCGGCCGACGCUUCGCAGCCUGGAAUUGAGCUCGCUCGGACGGCGUGGGAGCAACGUUCAGAGCAAGAGGUAGGCUUCUGCAAAACGUGGGUGAAUAAAGGCGGCGUUGAGGCUGGGCGGGAUGCGGCAGUCUAUCAGCUCAGCGCUCAGGAGAGAGGUGAUCACGCUGGAGCGGCCAGGCUUCCGAGGGCGAAAGCGAAGCAUUCGGCUACCAUGGAGCAGAGGCGCAAUGUCGUGAAGGCCGCCCUCCGUCUUGCCAAGAUCGGCGCCCUCACUCCUGGGCAAGUGAUGUCUGAGUUGACUGGGUCCCGUCCCCCGAAGCCCCGCCCUCCCGCCAAGUCAUUGCGCGGCUUGGUGCGGGGGAUUCGCCGCGCCCUGGGCGUGGACCAGCGGCGCGGACACUGCGAGGGGCGGAGCGCUGGCCUCGCGACGUGGUCGAGCGAGCUUGAAGCCGCGAUCCGAGGGUGCGACGACGACGGGCAUCUUAUCGUGAGAGCCUCGGCGCCCGCCGCCGCCGUGAUAUCGCUCGAGGUGGUAUUCCGAUCGAUGUGGGCGUGCCUGGAGGAAUUGCACGUUGUGCGCCUGGGCGUGGGCCGCGCUUCCAACGUGGAAUGGCAGGGCUACUCUUGGUCGCUGCUCGGGGCGAACGUCCACCGCCAGUUGGACGGCACUUGGGUGAGCGCGGAGUCGAACGUGGAGACGCACUACCUCAUGAAGUCGGCGCUGCUCCGGCCAGUGCACCUGCCGGACGCCGACGGGCCCAACGAGACGCAGGAGCUGCGCUACCUCCGCGCGUGCGGGCACCUGUGCGCGGCGCCGGAGGGCGAGUCGGAGUGGCCGGUGGAGGCGCAGGGCGUCCGCGCUCAGGACGGCUUCGCGAAGCUGGGCGCCAGCGCGGUCCUGGAGCACCACUUCGACCCGGAGACGCUCGGGCAGAUCUUGCGCUUCGACACCGCCGAGCGCGCGCAGGGCAAGAAGACCAAGCCGCGCAACUGCCUCGGCGAAGAGCCGCCGCCGGAGGCAAAGGCGGGCAAGGCCGCGAAGGUCAAGAAAGACGGCGGCAAGGACGACAAGCCUGCAAAAACCAAGGACGCCGAGGACCCGCGGGCGUGGCCGGCCCGCCCCCCGCCAAAGCCAAGAAGGACAAGGGCAAGGACGACGCCCCCGUCCCUCCCUGCCGCCCCGCAGCCGCGGGCGCGGUGCCAAGCGGGGCCGCGCGGACGACCAGGCCAAUGGCAGCAGGCGGAGCGGCCGCGGCGAGCGCUCGCGGAGCGGCAGCAGGAGCAGAUCGUUUACGUAGAUUCAUUUACCAGUCUGAACAAAGGGCAGCCGGUGCGCGAGGGCAAGCGCAAGGCGCAGCUGCAGCAACGGCUGGACGUGCUGCGGGCGCAGUGCGACGUUUUAAACGAGAGCAUCCACGGGCUCAGUGGCCACUGCGCCUGGUUCCAGGAGAGCGGCAGCUACCGCGAGGCCGUGGACUAUUUAGAGGGGCGGUGGGACGACGACGAGGGUGCGCCCCUCGACGACGCCCGCCUCGACCUGCGGCUGGGGGCCGGCAGGGCCUUCGGCGUCGAGUCGGCCGAGGAGGUCAGCCACCACGAGCUGGACGGCCUCAUCCACGGGAGAAGCGGAGGCAACUUCGCGACCAAGAUGCAGUGUCGCCAGUGCUUCGCCCCCGCGCCGAAGCACAUGCAGGCGGCCAUCACGCGUGCUUCCCGCUCCUCACCGGUGCGGCGACCGUGGCAGAGGGCUGACCCCCCAGCUGGGGGCAAGGCCAAGGGCAAGGGCAAGGAGAAAGGGGACAAGGGCAAGGACAAGGGCAUGGCUGGUCCCGCUCCUCGCGGCGCUGCUGGCACUGCUUGGGGCUACUUCGGGGCUGGCACGGACCUGCUCAAGUCAAAGGCCGCCGAGGCGUCCGACCCCAUCUCAGUGCUCGACAAGUCGAUUGGCACGCUUGAGUCCCUCGCCGACCCCAGCCUCGGCCCCAUCAUCGAGGCCAAGCGGGCGGAGAGGGCAAGUCUGGUCGCCCAGAAGCGGGCAGGCAAGCCGCUGCACCUUCAGCUGCAGGCUCUGGAGGGCAAGAUGGCCGCCGCCCAGCGCAAGCUCGCGCGCCAGCGCGAUGAGGUCGUGCCCGAGCUGCAGCAGCGCCUGGCAGAGGCCCAGCAGGUGCAGGAGGCGGCCUGUAUGGAGCUGGAGCAGCUGCAGGAGGAGAAGGCUCAACUGGCCAGGCGAGUCGUGGCGGAGGAGCAGGCCCCUGCGGGGGCAGCGGGUCCUCGCGGCGGUGGCCCACACUGCGGGCAGGCGGUCAUCAGCAAGCUCGUGGCCAACCUGGAGAAGUUGGUGGGGGACACCGAGGGCGACGGCGACUCUGUGCCCAAGCCACUCGUGGAGUCCCUUCAGAGCUUGCUCAAGCUGGUCAAGGAGCUCCCUCAGGCCUCAGGGCCCCCCGCGGAUGCGGCCGCCGCGCCUCCUGGGGGGCCUGGCGCAGCGGCGGCGGCCGCGCCCCCAGGGGGGCCUACUGCCGAGUCCUCGGCCGACGGCGAUGGUGACGCAGUGGAGGAGCAGAUGCGCAAGCGUGACGAGCUGGUGGACCAGUGCCUCAGCGGGCUGCCCGAGGAGGAGCGUGCCGCCAAGCGGGCGGUGCUGGGGCGUCGCUUUGAUGGGCCCACUGGCCCGCCCUUGAUCGACUGGACCACCUAUGGGGGCGGCCAGUUCUGGAAGGGCGAGGACCGCCAUCACGAGGAGCCGCGCGGGGUCGGCUUCCCUGAGGGCGGCGGGGUCGCGCACGCUGGCCAGGACGUCGGCUACGGCGCGCCCGCGGCCAUGGACAGGCGACUUUCGCCCGUCGUGCCCAUCCCUCCUCUGCCCACCUGCCUCGAGAGCAGGUCGCAGCACGUGGGGCGUGACCCAGCUGAGCAGCCUCAGAGGCGCCGACGCACGCGGCGAGGAGACCGACACGUCAUCGCAGCCACUUUCAAUGCUAAUCUCUCCUGGGCUCGAGUCGAAGAGUUCAUGGAAGAAGAGAUCGAGCAGAUCAUCAAGAGAGGUGGCGUCCCCAUCAUAGCGGUGCAGGAGCACGCGAAGCCAGCCGAGUGGUUCAACGUCACCGCAGCGGCGCAAGAGCGACGUGGCUGGCGAGUUGUGGGGGCGCCUGCCGUGCGCACGGCGGAGGGCGGCCACUCGGCGGGGGUGGCGCUGAUCACACCGCGCUGCUGGAGCCUCAGCCUGGCGCCUGGCCAGGCGUCGUGGGACAUCUCCCCCGCGGGCGCCGCAGGCAGGCUGUGCUUGGCCAUGACCGAGGUCAAGGGCAUUGGGUGGAUGGCCCUCUUCUCGAUUUACUUGUUCACGGGCAAGCCAGUCACCUGGGCUCCGAACGCGGCCCUGCUGGACACCAUUGUUCAUUGGGUCUGCCAGAUGAGGAUUCCCUGGAUGGCCAUGGGCGGCUUCAACAAUGAGCCGCACGCCAUCCUGGACAGCCCCUGGAAUCAGGGGGCUAAAGGCCAAGUUCUGGCCUGGCAAGGGGAAGGAGGCACUUGCAGGUCCAAGGUGGUUAAGCAGGGCGUCGAGGAGUUUAAGGAUCGGGUCAUCGACUUUUUCUGGGUGGAUGCGAGGCUUGCAGUGAUCUUUUGCCCAGUGAAGUCUUUCGAGAACAUGCCCUGCAGGCCGCGCAGGCCGACUUGGAUCCGCGCCGACAAGCCCUGGCACGCGUGCCAGAUACAGGUUCUCAAGGGCCCCAAGCAGUACCCCAUCACCAGGCCGCCGCCAGUCAGGCAGCCCGAAAUCCCGCAGGGCUACCCCAAGAUCGACCUGCUCCACGGCUCCCAGCAGCACCUGGACCAGUGCUGGAGGGGGUUCUGCUCUGCAGCCGAGGCCGAGCUUCGAUCUCUGUUCGGUUGGGCGGAGUUGGAGGCACGCAGGUAUGAAGGCCGAGGCUUGACUCCCGAGGUGGUGCAGAGACAGCUUCUUCCGAAGCAUGACAGCCCAGUGGCCGAUCGGGGUCCUGCCAGGGCCUGGCGCUGGGCCGCGGGAGAACUGGCCUGGAUAGGCCAACUUGUCUGCUGUGUCUUGCGGGGCCAGUCUGUGUCCGUGGCCAAGGCGGAGGCCUUUGCAGGCCAGAACACCACCUCGGGAGAAGGGCCUCCUCGAUCCUACAACGAGGAGGUAAAGGGCCAGCUCAGACGGGCUUGGAGGAAGCUGUUCCAGGCGAGGCACCACUGGGACCAGAUGGAGCCCUGGAGCGCGGGGUUCCUGCCCACGCUGCGCAUCCUCUCCGACGUGGGGCCCCGCUUCAUGGGCGCGCAGGCCAUCUUCGCGCUGCAGCAGUUCGCCAAGGUGAGGGCCCAGACCUGGGAACAACACCUCAUGCGGCAGCGGUCCAAGCGAUUCUACGAGCGCCUGAGUGCGAAGUUCCCUGGCUCGGGGGGGUACCUGCACCGCAUCUGCCACUGGAAGCAGGCGUGGAAGGAGCCCAUCUCGUCGGCCAAGAAGCGGAAGUUACCAUCGGAUCCGCAGCUCGCGGUCGACCAGGAGGCGCAGGAGUGGGCUGGCAUUUGGCGCGCGGGGUCAGGUGACUACGCCAAGUUGUGGCAGGGCGCCCAGGUCCAGGCCCAGCGGAUGGCCCACGUGCAGGAGCUGCCCAUCAUCGACGCGGUGCAGGUGCGCGCAAUUUGCCGCAGCUACAAGUGGAAGACCGGGCUUGGGCUUGACGGCUGGCACUUAGGGCACCUGGCCUGGCUCAGUGACGAGGCCUUGACCAGCCUCGGGGACAUCCUCAUGUUGUGUGAGCGGCUCUGCUCGUGGCCCACGGCCAUGCGCAUGCUUAUACUUUUCCUGGUCGCCAAGGAGGACGGAGGCGGCAGGCCCAUCACCCUCUUUCCCACGCCAGUACGCAUCUGGGAGGCCGUUCGUGAUCCUUUGGUUCGGCGAUGGGAGCGGGCACACGUGAGGCCCUACGACUGGGCAUCACCAGGGCGCAGCAGUGAGCAUGCUGUUUGGAGAGCGAUGCUGGACGACGAGGCCCUGGAAGGUGCUAAGCUGGAGAUCACCAAGUUUGUGGACGACCUAGCCUUGCGGAUGGUGGGCAGGAGCACACAGCUGAAGGUGAUCUUCCCCGACCUGGCCCGCACCCUCAUCCACCUCCUGGAGUCGUUGCUGCAGCUCAAGGUCUCGAAGGGCGAGGGAGGCAAGUCGAAGUUCGUCUCCAGCGACGUCUCCUUGGCACAGGAGCUGGCUCAGCCCAUGGCGGACAUUGGCCUUCAGCACGGCGAGAGCGAGCGAUGGCUGGGCGUGGACUACCAACCCCAGGGCCCUCGGAAGAAGGCCACCAGAGCCAGACGGUUUAAGACUGUUCGAGGACGCUGGCACAAGGCGGCGGCCCUCAAGCGACGAGGGGUGAGGAUACGCCCUGUGGUGCAGCAAGGCCUCAAAGCGUCAGUUGCGUAUGGGGCGACCUGCGCUGGCACACCUCCUGCCGUUCUCAAGUUCGUCAUGGCCAAGACAGCUGCUGUGCGUGCGGGGGCUGGGACCUUUCGUUCGGGCACGUUGGGCUGGGCGAUCGCGCCGAGGACUGACGGCGCCGAGCAGCUCAGGCUCGCCCCGCUUCGGGCAUGGGCACGCGAGGCCUGGGAUCAGCCCGAGAGACGGAAGGAGAUGGCCCACGCGUGGGGCCGUCAAUGGCCCAAGGUGCAGCGUGCCCUCACCUAUGCCCCCGCCAAGUUCGACGCCUGGAAGAUGGUGAGGGGGCCAGCCGCAGCCGCCAUGCUGACGGUGCACGAGCUGGGUUGGCACAUGAAGGACGCUUGGACCAUCCUCGACGGCGUGCACUGCAAGUGGGACAUCCGUGAGGAACGCCAGCCGCUCCGACCCGCUCCCUUCCUCUUGCCAGUAAAGCAGCUCAUGCGUUCCAAGCCCACGGGGACUUGGACAAGGCACCGCAUCAACAGUGCCAGGACGGUCGCGUUAGGAGGCUACCCUGUUCAGACCGUGUGCUACGAGCGCGGCCAGGUCACGAGCCCUCUGUGCCCUCUGUGCGGCAAGAAGAAGGGCACCUUGAUGCAUGUGUAUUUUCUUUGUGAUGCAGAUGUGUGCGUCGCGAUUCGUGAUGGACUCACGGGGCCGACGCUCAAGCACAGUUUUCGGGGCGUGGUGCAUGUGGGCGAGACGGCCGCCACGAAGGAGGAGCAGGGCUGCAGGGGCGGCGACGCGCUCUUCUGGAAGUGGGCUCGCGGUCUGAUCGCGGACCCUGUGGCCGACUACCAGGUGCCCACGCCGCCCGACGAGUACCAGUGGGGUGACCCCGACGGGGAGAUGGUCCUGUCGGGCUGGGUGGCCACGGACGGGUGCGUCCUGGCCCCCGACGUGGAGGAGGUCUCCACGGGAGGAGAGUCCGUUCAAGUCGUCAAGAUAAAGUCUCACAUGACGAAGGCCCAAAGGGCCUGUCUUUCUGGUGAGAAUCUUGUGCACUUUGAUAUGAACAGGUGCCGCGCAGAUGUCAGGAGCGCGGGCGCGUUCCACAAGAUCGACUACGUCAUACCGGACACGGCUCAGCGCAAGCGCCGGGGGCCGCGGUGCAUCGCAUCUACCGCGGGCAGUGAGGCGGGGAAGCAGGACCCGCGCAUCGGACUGCCAAACGCCAGGGCCAUCAUCGUACGCUGGGAGCGCUUCUCGAGCAAGGGCAAGAGGGAAGGCGCCCUGCCUGGCAGCGAGGAGGCGGGUGGCCGCGCUGGCAACUCCGACGAGGACGAGGAGAGCGCCCCUCUGGGCGAAAAGGUGGACGGAGUAAGUGGGCCUGGCGUCGAGCUGCUGCGCAAGGCCUUGCUGACCUUCAAGCAGGCGUCUGGUGUGGGCUUCGGCCCUGUGAGUCUGGCCAUGUCGGAAAAGCGGAAAGACCCCGACGACGGCAAGGCCUACACCUUCGAGGAGCUCGCGGAGUUCUACAAGGGCAAGUACAAGAAGAAGGAGACAAUCGCCGCCUACUGGGAGACGUGCACUCCCGUCAAGGCCAAGAAGGCGAAGGCCAAGGCGAAGGACAAGGCCGAGCCGAAGGCGGAGCCGAAAGCUAAGGUCAAGGCCAAGGCCAAGGCGAAGGCGAAGGCGGCGGCGGAGCCGCCCGCGCCCGUGAAGCGCACGAGAGUCGGCGACAAGAUCCCGGAGGACGCCUUCCUGGUGACGGGGAUCGCGAACCGAACGGAGGUCAAGUUGGCGGAGUUCUGCAAGGACAAGAAGGUGGUACUGGUGGGGCUGCCCGGCGCCUUCACGCCCACCUGA